AUGGCCCACCGUGGGGAGUCUAGGCUACAGAAGCAACAAGGUUUCUAUGGGGAGUCUCGGCUACAGAAGCAACAAGGUUUCUAUGGGGAGUCUAGGCUACAGAAGCAACAAGGUUUCUAUGGGGAGUCUAGGCUACAGAAGCAACAAGGUUUCUAUGGGGAGUCUAGGCUACAGAAGCAACAAGGUUUCUAUGGGGAGUCUAGGCUACAGAAGCAACAAGGUUUCUAUGGGGAGUCUAGGCUACAGAAGCAACAAGGUUUCUAUGGGGAGUCUAGGCUACAGAAGCAACAAGGUUCCUAUGGGGAGUCUAGGCUACAGAAGCAACAAGGUUUCUAUGGGGAGUCUAGGCUACAGAAGCAACAAGGUUUCUAUGGGGAGUCUAGGCUACAGAAGCAACAAGGUUUCUAUGGGGAGUCUAGGCUACAGAAGCAGCAAGGUUUCUAUGGGGAGUCUAGGCUACAGAAGCAACAAGGUUUCUAUGGGGAGUCUAGGCUACAGAAGCAACAAGGUUUCUAUGGGGAGUCUAGGCUAUAG
Molecule: messenger RNA, 534 nt
Organism: Haliotis rufescens (red abalone)
Lineage: Eukaryota; Metazoa; Mollusca; Gastropoda; Lepetellida; Haliotidae
Exons: 1
Coding region: 1-534 (177 amino acids)
Source: RefSeq, a predicted model, not a curated record